CUGCUACUGUCAGAAACAGAGUUAAGCUCAGCAGGCACCGGGAGAACAGAGUGAAGAGAAGCUCCACAGAUAUCCAAGCAGCAACACAUUCUGGGUCCUCAGGGGGACGAAUCUCUGCCACUUAAGCAAGACCUGACUCUCCUCCCCUGCGGCUGUUUGUGUCUCCAGCUAUAGGGGAUAUUCAUGGAUUUCUAAAUUUGGUGUGACAAGAUAGUUGACUUUAGCAACAGGUUUGCCAAAAACUCUGUGCCCCUAGCUGAGGGCCUUACCAGCCUACAACUCCAGGAAUGAGAGCUGACACACUGGAAUACAAACUCUUCUCAGGGCAAACAACAUAGCUGCUGCAUCUGCAGUUUUUAGAUUUUUUUUUACAAAUUCUGGCCAUUUUGGUUUAACUGCUGCACUGGCCACAAAUCAGAUGGCAAAUAGCUUCCUCCCGUGUCAGGUGUGUCUGAAAGGUGUUUGUGUGAACAUGCACUCAAAGCAUUAGGAGUUUAUGAGUGCUGUGUGUGGGAGUUGCUGGAGUCACUGUUUAAUUGGAGUGUGAGGGUGUGUGUGUGUGAGGUGGUGGGGCCCUGUGGAGGUCGUAGCCCUGGAUUUCUUAGAGAUGGAGGGUCAUGGUUAUGAACGGUUUGGAGAUGGGGAGAGGGACACUUACCAAAUUGACUACCGGAGAAUUGUAGGGGACAUGGAACCAGCACGACCUCGCAUCUCAAACAGAGAUGGGGAACAACCUCACACCUACGGGGCCCAUGCCCACCCAGCGCCACAUGGACAUGGGCAUGAGACUGCAGCCCAGCGAUACAGCGCUACACGUAUCCAAGCUGGCUAUGAACCAGAGAGCAUGGCAGACUACUUGAUCAGCGGAGGCACAGGUUAUGUUCCUGAAGAUGGAUUGACAGCACAACAACUCUUUGCUAUCGGCGAUGGGCUUACAUAUAAUGACUUCUUGAUCCUCCCUGGUUUCAUAGAUUUUACUUCUGAAGAGGUGGAUCUAACCUCUGCAUUGACAAGAAAGAUUACUCUGAAGACACCUCUUAUUUCAUCUCCCAUGGAUACAGUCACAGAGUCAUCCAUGGCCAUCGCCAUGGCUUUGAUGGGUGGGAUUGGAAUAAUUCAUCAUAACUGUACUGCUGAGUUCCAGGCCAACGAGGUGCGCAAAGUCAAGAAAUUUGAGCAGGGCUUUAUUACAGACCCAGUGGUGAUGAGUCCCCGACACACAGUUGGGGACGUGUUUGAGGCAAAGACACGCCAUGGUUUCUCUGGGAUUCCUGUUACAGAGACCGGCAAGAUGGGCAGCAAGCUGGUCGGCAUUGUCACUUCCAGAGACAUUGACUUUCUGUCUGAGAAGGACCAUGACAGACCCCUGGAGGAGGCAAUGACCAAAAGGGAAGAUUUGGUUGUUGCACCCGCUGGAGUCACACUAAAAGAGGCGAAUGAAAUACUGCAACGUAGCAAAAAAGGUAAGCUCCCCAUAGUCAAUGACAGUGAUGAGCUGGUUGCCAUCAUUGCUAGGACUGACUUGAAGAAGAACAGGGAUUAUCCUCUGGCUUCCAAAGACUCCCGCAAACAACUGUUGUGUGGUGCUGCUAUCGGUACAAGGGAAGAUGACAAGUACAGACUGGAGCUCCUCAUGCAGGCUGGGGUGGAUGUCGUAGUCCUGGAUUCCUCCCAGGGAAACUCAGUGUAUCAAAUCAACAUGAUAAACUACAUCAAACAGAAAUAUAAUGAUCUGCAGGUAGUUGGAGGAAAUGUGGUGACAGCUGCUCAGGCCAAAAACCUCAUAGAUGCUGGUGUGGAUGCCCUGAGGGUGGGCAUGGGGUGUGGCUCUAUCUGUAUCACCCAGGAAGUGAUGGCAUGUGGACGGCCCCAAGGUACAUCGGUGUACAAGGUUGCAGAGUAUGCCCGACGUUUUGGAGUGCCAGUAAUUGCUGAUGGAGGCAUUCAGACUGUUGGACAUGUGGUGAAGGCUCUGGCCCUUGGGGCAUCUACAGUGAUGAUGGGGUCGUUGCUUGCGGCAACCACUGAAGCUCCAGGAGAAUAUUUCUUUUCAGAUGGUGUCCGUCUGAAAAAGUACAGAGGAAUGGGCUCUUUGGAUGCCAUGGAGAAAAAUAACAGUCAAAAACGCUACUUUAGCGAGGGAGAUAAGGUGAAGGUGGCUCAAGGUGUCUCAGGAUCAGUACAAGAUAAAGGCUCCAUCCAUAAGUUUGUUCCAUACCUCAUUGCUGGUAUCCAACAUGGCUGUCAGGACAUUGGAGCCAAGAGUUUGUCCAUUUUAAGGUCGAUGAUGUACUCAGGGGAGCUGAAGUUUGAAAAGAGAACCAUGUCUGCUCAGAUGGAGGGAGGAGUCCACGGCCUCCACUCAUAUUCUUUUGUGCCAUUUACGAGAAGCGACUUUACUGAGGCUGGAGGAAGAGGAAACACUCGAACAGGACCAAAUGUCCCGACCCCAGCAGCUACCAGCAGAAGCAUCGGGCAUAUGUGAUCAAACUACAAACACAAAGCUGUCGUUGCUGUACAACACACACACACACACGCACACACACACUGAAAUCUGACAUUGCUUUUGUGUGUCCUUCCACCCCUUUUCUUGUCCGU
Etheostoma spectabile (orangethroat darter) is the source of this 2598-nucleotide messenger RNA. RefSeq names its product IMP (inosine 5'-monophosphate) dehydrogenase 1a (gene impdh1a). The record is from RefSeq and is a predicted model, not a curated record. Gene Ontology annotation, cellular component: cytoplasm. Gene Ontology annotation, biological process: GTP biosynthetic process. Lineage: Eukaryota; Metazoa; Chordata; Actinopteri; Perciformes; Percidae. The transcript has 16 exons. Gene Ontology annotation, molecular function: IMP dehydrogenase activity. Bases 608 to 2485 code for a protein of 625 amino acids.